UUGAAUAAAACAAGUUACUUCCCUUGAACACAAUGUUAAGGACAACUGUGAUAGUUUUCAUGUUAUUGAUGAUGAUUGUUAAAGUGGAGUCUGCCUGCAAUACUGAACUUAAGAAUGACCUCUUUCAAGAUCUUCUUAAUAUGAUGAUGAAGAUAAAAGGUUACAGUCCUGAAGUUUCUACGUGUUCUUGUCAGAAGAAUGUUAUUGCUUUCACAACUUCUGUGUCAGCUCCUAAAUCUAUUGGCCCUCUAGAAAUUGUUAAGUUUGACAAAGUUUGGACCAAUGCUGGGAAAGGAUAUGACACAAAUUCUGGAAUUUUUACUGCACCAAAGAAAGGGUAUUAUCAAAUAAGCGCAACAAUAAUGUCUAAUCAUGGAAAAUGGUUUCAUGCAUCUCUAUGGAAAAAUGACGAAAAAACUGUAGGGAUGUAUCCUGGACAAGGUCCUCAUACAAGUUCUGCCAGUAUUGUACUCAAAUUAAAGAAAGGAGACCGCGUGUUCGUUAAACAUCAUAAAAGCAGUCAAGAAAUCUACAGUGAUGAAAAUCAUUACAGCAUGUUUUCUGGCUUCCUUAUCUCUUAAUAAAGUAUCAAGUUUUA
Molecule: messenger RNA, 598 nt
Organism: Mytilus californianus (California mussel)
Lineage: Eukaryota; Metazoa; Mollusca; Bivalvia; Mytilida; Mytilidae
Product: complement C1q tumor necrosis factor-related protein 6-like
Exons: 3
Coding region: 33-581 (182 amino acids)
Molecular function (GO): protein binding
Source: RefSeq, a predicted model, not a curated record